GUUGAUCUCCUUGAUCUCACCGUUGAGUCUCAACUUUGAAUUAUUAGUGUUUUGUGUGUUUAUCUAGUGUUUAUCUAGUCAUUAAAACAAAUAAUGGAUCUCAGUGAAGAACAUUUAGAAAAUGAGGAUUAUUUUUUCAUUGGUUUUGAUAGAUUUCGAUUUAUAGCUUGUCGAAGUUGUAGCCUUUUCUCACCUUUUCUUUUUCAUUUGCCACCAAAUGAGAAACUGAACAGACUACUUUCAACCUGGAACGGUGAAUUGCUGUUUUGUGCCGAAUGUCUACCAAAGUCUGAGGAAUUGAGAAAAUUUUACACAUCCUCUCGAAAAGGAGAAUUUUUCAAUAUUCACCUAAUUGAACUACUAAAGGGAUAUAAAUAUUCCAAUCCUUAUUAUAAGAUGUUUGCCCUCAUCGAACGGGUGUUGAUAACUACUGACAGUAUCAUAGAAAACAUCCCAUCGGAAAUUGACAAAUUGGUUGGUACAACGGAUGUGGCACGUAUUCAUGGUUUAUUUCCGGAUGUUCACUAUGUUCCUAACAAAAAAUAUUCGGGGUUGGAAGAAAUCAACCAAAUCAUCUGUGCCAAGAUGUCAGAGAUACGUCAGUUUUAUAAUACAAACUUAAACCCUCCAAUGAUCGCUGAAAGGUCCAAUUCCAGUGCUAUUGAAAUUGAAAUAGAAAAAUUCAUAUAUGAUUCAGAACAAAGGGAUGAUACUGUUUGUAACGAGACUGUUGUAUACACUGAAGGACUUAUUGUUGGCGAGGAUCGUCGAUUCAAAUUAACCGUGUUGAGUGCAGACACUGAUUAUGCUUGUGAUAUAUGUCUACUGACAGAGAAAAAUGCCUUAAAAUACGGCGAUUUCAUUGAGAAGCGUCAAACCAAAACGUUGCUUCGAUGCCAUUACUUCUGUUUGCUAUCAGGAACAUUAAUCGUUCAACAAGGACGCGACAAAUCUGGCAUUUUAGGAUUUUUGGUUAAAGAUAUUAUGGAUUCAUUUCCAAAGUAUCGCGAUAAAAUUUGCAGUUAUUGCAAUGGUCUAUCAGCCUCUAUAAAAUGCGCUGAAAGCAAAUGUCAACGCUGGUUUCAUUAUAUAUGUGGAUACAAAAACGGCUGUUUGACACAAUUUAUAGGAGAACAUCUAUCAUUUUGCCAUGAGCAUCAGCCCAUUUUUGCAGAGAAACCUCACGGAAGUGAAACGCAAUGUUGGAUUUGUUGGGAUUUUAUGCCACCGUAUAAACCUGUUUCGAAUUUCUUUUCAAUCUGUCCACCGGAGGAACCCGAUAAGGACCCAACUGUUGAAUAUACUUGGUAUCACAGAAAAUGCAUACAAAGAGCUGCUUUCGAGUCAGGAUAUUACUUCAAAUGCCCAAACUGUUACGAGCGUAAAGAGUUUGUAGAACAUGCACAAUCCCAUGGCAUAUUUGUUCCGAUGAGGGAUGCUACUUGGGAGCUUGAAAAAGAUGCAUACAAAGAUAUCCACAAGAAUAAAUGCACAGCUAAAAAAUGCACCGUACCAAGAGUAUCAACAAAGAGACUACAGUUGGUUGGUUGCAAAGUUUGUGGUGGCGGAACUGUACAUGUCGAAUGCGCGGGUGUAAAAAUCAUGGACGAAUACAUCUGCUCUCACUGUAUGGAUGCUACAUUUAUAAAACUGUUCUAAUAUGUUUGUUAUGUUGUUGUUAACCUGCUGUAGCAUGCGAUGAACAAAUAAAAAAGAGAUUACAUAACA
Molecule: messenger RNA, 1728 nt
Organism: Wyeomyia smithii (pitcher-plant mosquito)
Lineage: Eukaryota; Metazoa; Arthropoda; Insecta; Diptera; Culicidae
Product: PHD finger protein 7-like
Exons: 3
Coding region: 94-1659 (521 amino acids)
Cellular component (GO): nucleus
Source: RefSeq, a predicted model, not a curated record